Messenger RNA from Phlebotomus argentipes, 3019 nucleotides. Its product is annotated as raf homolog serine/threonine-protein kinase Raf. The record is from RefSeq and is a predicted model, not a curated record. Gene Ontology annotation, biological process: protein phosphorylation; signal transduction. The transcript has 5 exons. Gene Ontology annotation, molecular function: protein kinase activity; ATP binding. Bases 142 to 2247 code for a protein of 701 amino acids. Lineage: Eukaryota; Metazoa; Arthropoda; Insecta; Diptera; Psychodidae.
CUGUCAACACUGUGGAUGUGCUUCUCUGACAGCCGAAAAAGUCUCCAAAGGAUUUUUUCUCUGAAGAAAAAACUAUGUGUGCAUAGCGAAAGUGUGAAAAAAUGGAAAAUCGUAGGAAAUAUUCAUUAAAAUAGCGUUCAGAUGAACAAAAAUUGUGACAAAUUCAAUGGCAAUACGAUACCCACAUUGCUUUUCACCGACAAAAUGAGUGAUGACGCACAGACGGACCUGGAGUUGGAGCUGAGAAACAUACAGUCCGUAAUUCAUGUGACAAAAGAGAAUAUCGAUGCUCUCAAUGCCAGGUUCGCAAAUCUCCAAGAGCCGCCCCCAAUGUACAUCAAGGAGUACCAGGAAUUGAACUCCAAGUUGCACGAAUUGGGGGACAAGGAGCUGGAGAUCAUUGAGAAGUUGCAGCAACAAUGCGAAUACGCCACCAAUACGGUCACAGUUGAACCUCCGGAACCACCUGAUCCUGAUACAGAGACUGAAAGUAAUUGUAGUACACUGACGAAACAGCCAAAAUUUGUGCUCAGAGCCCACUUGCCCAAUCAACAGAGGACAUCCGUUCAGGUAACGCCAGGGAUUCGCCUUCGGGAUGCUCUCUCGAAAGCGCUCAAGCGUCGUAAUCUCACCUGCGAGAUGUGCGAGGUGACAACACAGCUGGGUGGCUCGCAGCCCAUCCACUGGGAUACUGAUAUCAGUUGUAUUCAGGCUGAGGAGGUUUACGUGAAAGUACUGGAUAAGUUUCCCGUGAUGUCUCAAAUCUCUCAUCAAUUUAUGCGCAAAACAUUCUUCACCUUGGCAUUUUGCGAAUGCUGCAGACGACUUCUCUUCACCGGUUUCUAUUGCAAUCAAUGCAACUUUCGGUUUCAUCAGCGCUGCGCUGACAAAGUGCCACGACUAUGCAACAAAAUCGACAUGGAAAGCUAUUAUCAGUUUCUGCUGGAGCAGAAUCCUGACAACUGUGCCGGAAUCCUCAAGACAGGUGGACUUGUAUCCUAUCAGUCGCGUCAUGUGCAUCCACGCUCACUCAAUCAACAAGAUCGCUCCAAUUCGGCUCCUAAUGUGUGCAUUAACAGUGUGAAAACGCUCUCGGAGCACCAGAAGAUGCUGGCCCAGCAGGCGCGUGGGGCAUUGCAAAGCCAAACAGGGCAGGAGCAUUCACAAUCAACACAGGCAUCACCUACAAAUACGCUGAAGCACAUGAAGCGACCCAGAGCCAGGUCAGCAGAUGAAAGCAAUAAAAAUCUUCUCUCACCGAGAGAUCCAAAGCCGACAGAAGAGAAUUGGAAUAUACAAGCUGUUGAAAUCUUGAUUGGACGUCGAAUUGGUUCUGGGUCUUUUGGGACUGUAUACAAGGCCCACUGGCACGGACCAGUGGCUGUGAAGACGCUGAAUGUAAAGACACCAAGCCCAGCACAAUUGCAGGCAUUCAAGAAUGAAGUGGCGAUGUUGAAAAAGACGCGUCACUGCAACAUUCUCUUGUUCAUGGGCUGCGUGAGUGAACCAUCACUGGCCAUUGUGACACAGUGGUGUGAGGGCAGUAGCCUGUACAAGCAUAUUCACGUGAACGAGACGAAAUUUAAAUUAAAUACGCUAAUAGACAUUGGCCGCCAAGUUGCUCAGGGAAUGGACUAUUUGCAUGCGAAGAAUAUUAUUCAUCGUGAUCUCAAGUCCAACAAUAUUUUCCUGCACGAAGACCUGUCCGUGAAAAUUGGAGACUUUGGCUUGGCCACGGCAAAGAUGCGUUGGUCUGGCGAGAAGCAGGCUAACCAGCCAACUGGGAGCAUUCUGUGGAUGGCUCCAGAGGUGAUUCGUAUGGAAGAUUCUAAUCCGUAUUCCUUUCAGAGCGACGUGUAUGCCUUCGGUAUUGUGAUGUAUGAGCUGCUGGGGGAGCAGCUGCCCUACAGCCACAUCAACAAUAAGGAUCAGAUAUUGUUCAUGGUCGGACGCGGGCUACUGAGACCGGACAUGAGCAAGGUGCGCUCUGAUUGUCCACAGGCACUGAAGCGUCUCGCAGAGGAUUGCAUAAAGUUUGUAAGGGACGAGAGGCCACUCUUCAGACUUAUCCUCAACAUGCUGGAAAAUAUGCUGAGAACAUUGCCAAAGAUACAUCGCAGCGCCAGCGAGCCCAACAUGACCCAGACGCAGCUACAGAGCGAUGAUUUCCUCUAUAUGUGCUCUAGCCCAAAGACACCAGUCAACUUUAGUAAUUUUCAGUUUUACAAUGGUGCCGCCAACAUAUAGCAAUUUUUCAUCAUUAUCAUGUCUCUCUUCUCGUCCACACUUUCACUUAUUAAUUUUUAACAAUAUUAUUUGGGUUACUUUACUUACUGGACGAUAUUCGUUCAAUUUUCUGUAUUAGUUUAUAUUUUAUAGAUGAGGCCUAAAUUGAUUUGGUUUGAAUGUAUUUUUUAUGUAUUGUUUCUUUUCUGAAGCUUGGAAUUUUCAACAUUUUUAUUUAAUUUUUUGAGAUAACCUUUACAAUAUUUUCUCACUCAAUAUACAGUUAUAUAUAAUACAGAUUAAUGUUAAUCCAUACAUUAGUGACUUUGAAACUAUAAAAAACGAUAAUGGUAAACAAAGGAGAAGAUGAGGAGGAGAAAGAAUAAAAGGGUAGAAUUAAAAACUAUAAAAUGUAAAUAUGGUAAAAAAAAUAUUCAGAAAAGAGACAGAAAUUACGAUGCAGAAAGUUCCAAACUAGUCAGAAGACCUCAUUUUUUCUUACGAUUUGAACAAAAUAAAAAUUAAAUAAUGAUGAAGAAACUGUUAAAAUAGUAAAGAAAAAAUGAGAAUUGAAUCAGCAAUUAAGACAUUCCUCUUACCAAUUUUUUGUAAAUAUAUAUAGCACUUGAGAAAAUUUAUGGUCAUUUGAGAAAAGAGAUUCAAUGAAAAAUCAAUCACAUGAAAAGUGAUUAGAAUUAAGAUGCAAAUAAGAAUUUCUUCUAUGUUCUUUCACUAUCCUCUUGACAAAAAAAAUUGUAAAAAGAAGAUGUAUUAAAUAAAAUUGUAAAAAUUA